Messenger RNA from Rhinolophus ferrumequinum (greater horseshoe bat), 880 nucleotides. RefSeq names its product WAP four-disulfide core domain 5 (gene WFDC5). Gene Ontology annotation, cellular component: extracellular region. The record is from RefSeq and is a predicted model, not a curated record. Gene Ontology annotation, molecular function: peptidase inhibitor activity. NCBI's taxonomy places the organism in Eukaryota, Metazoa, Chordata, Mammalia, Chiroptera, Rhinolophidae. The transcript is spliced from 4 exons. Bases 62 to 448 code for a protein of 128 amino acids. Gene Ontology annotation, biological process: innate immune response; antibacterial humoral response.
CCGAAGGUGUUAAUUUAGGGGCCCCUGGGCCCUGACCUUAUUAGGUGUCGGCAGCAGAAACAUGAGGGCCCACAGCCUCCUCCUCCUGGUGGCCUUCCUGGCUUUGGGGAGCCAGCUGCCUGCUGCUUCAGGCAGGAGGAAGGGAGAGAAAUCUGGGGGAUGUCCACCGGACGAUGGGCCCUGCCUCCUGUCAGUGCCUGACCAGUGCAUAGAGGACAGCCAGUGUCCCUCAAAGAUGAAGUGCUGCUACAAAAGUUGCUUCCGCCAGUGUGUCCGUAUGGUCACAGGCCCGUGUGUUGCAGUAAAGCUGGGCACCUGCCCCGAGGACCGAUUCGACUGCCUCAGCCCCAUUCAGCACCUGUGUCACAAGGACUCAGAUUGCCGCGGCAACAGUCGCUGCUGCCCUGGCGCCUGCGGCCGGGACUGCCGAAACCCUGCCAGAGGCUAAUUCUGGUUUAGGAUCCACAGCUCUGAACCUUAGGAGGGGGUUCCCAGCUGGAAGAGAUGAUGACCAGGGGCUGGGACCCUACCACCCAGACAGCAAAUCUCUGCCGGCGACAGUUCCAACCUUUUGAUAAACACUGAUCUACUGUCACUUCCCCUGCAGCCCACCCACCCCUGGCUUUUCCUUCUGGGAGUCGCGGCUCCUAGUGAGACCUCAGAGGGGUUCCUCUCUGUACCACUGCUGCACCGAGCUUCUCAUCCUUCCCAACACCCACUUUCACAGCUCUCAGGACAUGUGUUUCUUCCACCUAAAAUGCUUAAUGCGGUUAGGUCUCUCCUUGUGGGGUCCUGACCCCUCCCCCAAGCAGCCCAACUACCCCGAAUGUAUGUUCUAGCAGUUUCCCAAACAUCAGUCUGUGCAUAUACCCCUUUCACU